UGAUUAUUGCUGAGGUACCUCCUCUAAACAGAAGCCAUGUCUUCGGACGCCGAGAUGGCUGUCUUUGGGCCAGCUGCUGUUUAUCUUCGGAAAUCAGAAAAGGAGAGAAUUGAGGCACAGAAUAAGCCAUUUGAUGCCAAGUCAUCAGUCUUUGUGGUGGAUCCUAAGAUCUCCUAUGUGAAAGCUACUGUCCAGAGCAGGGAAGGAGGAAAAGUAACAGCCAAGACCGAAAAGGGAGAAUCUGUGACUGUUAAGGAUGACCAAGUCUUUCCUAUGAACCCUCCCAAAUAUGACAAAAUUGAGGACAUGGCCAUGAUGACCCAUCUCCACGAACCUGCUGUCCUGUAUAACCUCAAAGAGCGUUAUGCAGCCUGGAUGAUCUAUACCUACUCAGGUCUCUUCUGUGUCACUGUCAAUCCCUACAAGUGGCUGCCAGUGUACAACCCUGAGGUUGUCAGUGCAUACAGGGGCAAAAAGCGUCAAGAGGCUCCUCCCCAUAUCUUCUCCAUCUCUGACAAUGCCUAUCAGUUCAUGUUAACUGAUCGGGAGAACCAGUCAAUUCUGAUCACUGGAGAAUCUGGUGCUGGAAAGACUGUGAACACGAAACGUGUCAUCCAAUACUUUGCAACAAUUGCAACUACAGGUGAUAAGAAAAAGGAAGAGGCAGCACCCACACCUGGCAAAAUGCAGGGGACCCUUGAAGAUCAAAUCAUCAGUGCCAAUCCCUUGCUGGAGGCUUUUGGAAAUGCCAAGACUGUGAGGAAUGACAACUCCUCACGUUUUGGUAAAUUCAUCAGAAUUCAUUUUGGUACCACAGGCAAACUGUCUUCUGCUGACAUUGAGACAUAUCUUCUGGAAAAAUCCAGAGUUACUUUCCAGUUAAAAGCAGAAAGAAGCUACCACAUUUUUUAUCAGAUCAUGUCCAACAAGAAGCCAGAACUCAUUGAGAUGCUUCUGAUUACCACCAACCCUUACGACUUUGCAUUUGUCAGUCAAGGAGAAAUCACUGUCCCCAGCAUAGAUGAUCAAGAAGAACUGAUGGCCACAGACAGUGCCAUUGACAUUCUGGGCUUCAAUGCUGAUGAAAAGACAGCCAUUUAUAAGCUUACAGGAGCUGUAAUGCACUAUGGGAACAUGAAGUUCAAGCAGAAGCAACGUGAGGAGCAGGCUGAGCCAGAUGGCACUGAAGUUGCUGACAAGGCUGCCUACCUCAUGAACCUCAACUCAGCAGACCUGCUUAAAGCUCUGUGCUAUCCUCGAGUCAAAGUUGGUAACGAGUAUGUCACCAAAGGCCAAACUGUCCAGCAGGUGUACAAUUCUGUUGGUGCUUUGGCAAAGGCUGUCUUUGAAAAGAUGUUUUUGUGGAUGGUCGUUCGUAUCAAUCAGCAGUUAGAUACCAAGCAACCAAGACAGUACUUCAUUGGUGUUCUGGAUAUUGCUGGCUUUGAGAUCUUUGAUUUCAACAGUCUGGAGCAGCUGUGCAUCAACUUCACCAAUGAGAAACUGCAACAGUUCUUCAACCACCACAUGUUUGUGCUGGAGCAAGAGGAGUACAAGAAGGAAGGGAUUGAUUGGGAGUUCAUUGACUUCGGAAUGGACUUGGCUGCCUGCAUUGAGUUGAUUGAGAAGCCAAUGGGCAUUUUCUCCAUCCUAGAGGAAGAGUGCAUGUUCCCCAAGGCGACUGACACAUCUUUCAAGAACAAACUCUAUGACCAGCAUCUUGGUAAAUCAAACAAUUUCCAGAAGCCAAAACCUGCCAAAGGCAAAGCAGAGGCCCACUUCUCCCUGGUGCACUAUGCUGGGACUGUGGAUUACAACAUCAGUGGCUGGCUGGACAAGAACAAGGACCCCCUGAAUGAAACUGUUGUGGGGCUGUUCCAAAAGUCAUCCAUGAAGACCCUGGCCUUAUUGUUUGCUGAUCGUCCUGCUGAAGCUGAGGGCGGUGGUAGUAAGAAGGCUGCUAAGAAGAAGGGGUCUUCCUUCCAGACCGUCUCUGCUCUCUUCAGGGAGAACUUAAACAAGCUGAUGUCUAAUCUGAGGAGUACCCAUCCUCAUUUUGUGCGCUGCCUCAUUCCCAAUGAAACUAAAACUCCUGGUGCUAUGGAACAUGAGCUUGUGCUACAUCAGCUGAGGUGUAAUGGUGUACUGGAAGGCAUCAGAAUUUGCAGAAAGGGAUUCCCCAGCAGGAUCAUUUAUGGUGACUUCAAACAGAGAUACAAAGUUUUAAAUGCAAGCGCCAUCCCAGAGGGACAGUUCAUUGAUAGCAAGAAGGCUUCAGAGAAACUUCUUGGAUCCAUUGAUGUUGAUCACACCCAGUAUAAAUUUGGCCACACCAAGGUGUUUUUCAAAGCUGGCCUCCUUGGUACUCUAGAGGAGAUGAGAGAUGAGAAGUUGGCACAAUUGAUUACACGUACGCAAGCCGUGUGCCGUGGCUAUGUGAUGAGGCUGGAAUUCCAGAAAAUGAUGGAAAGGAGGGAGUCCAUCUUUACAAUUCAGUACAAUAUCCGUUCAUUCAUGAAUGUCAAGACCUGGCCUUGGAUGAAGCUGUACUUUAAGAUCAAGCCUCUGCUGAAGAGUGCCGAGUCUGAGAAGGAGAUGGCCAACAUGAAGGAAGAGUUUGAGAAAACUAAGGAGGACCUUGCCAAGUCAGAGGCCAAACGGAAGGAACUGGAAGAAAAAAUGGUGUCUCUGAUGCAAGAGAAAAAUGACUUGCAGCUCCAAGUCCAAGCUGAAUCAGAUGGCUUGGCAGAUGCUGAGGAGAGGUGCGACCAGCUGAUCAAAACCAAAAUCCAGCUGGAAGCCAAAAUUAAAGAGCUGACGGAACGAGCAGAAGAUGAAGAGGAAAUGAAUGCUGAGUUGACAGCCAAGAAGAGGAAGCUGGAAGAUGAAUGCUCAGAGCUGAAGAAAGACAUUGAUGAUCUUGAGUUGACACUGGCCAAGGUUGAAAAGGAAAAGCAUGCCACUGAGAAUAAGGUGAAAAACCUUACUGAGGAGAUGGCAGUUUUGGAUGAGAACAUUGCCAAACUGACCAAGGAAAAGAAAGCCCUCCAAGAAGCCCAUCAACAGACCUUGGAUGACCUGCAGGCAGAAGAGGACAAAGUGAAUACUCUGACCAAAGCAAAGACCAAGCUGGAGCAGCAAGUGGAUGAUCUUGAAGGGUCUCUGGAGCAAGAAAAGAAGCUCCGCAUGGACCUUGAAAGAGCCAAGAGGAAGCUUGAAGGAGAUCUGAAGCUGGCCCAGGAAUCUACAAUGGAUUUGGAGAAUGACAAACAGCAGCUGGAUGAAAAGCUUAAGAAGAAAGACUUUGAAAUCAGCCAACUCCAAAGCAAAAUUGAAGACGAGCAGGCCUUAGGCUCUCAGCUUCAGAAGAAGAUCAAGGAGCUACAGGCCCGAAUUGAAGAACUGGAGGAGGAGAUUGAGGCAGAACGUGCCUCUCGGGCCAAAGCAGAGAAGCAGCGGGCUGAUCUCUCCAGGGAACUUGAAGAGAUCAGUGAGCGUCUGGAGGAAGCUGGUGGGGCAACAGCAGCUCAGAUUGAGAUGAACAAGAAACGCGAGGCAGAAUUCCAGAAGCUGCGCAGAGACCUUGAAGAGGCUACUCUGCAGCAUGAAGCCACUGCAGCUGCCUUCCGCAAGAAGCAUGCAGACAGCACAGCUGAACUUGGGGAACAAAUUGAUAACCUGCAGCGCGUGAAACAGAAGCUGGAGAAGGAAAAGAGUGAGCUGAAGAUGGAGAUUGAUGACCUUGCCAGCAACAUGGAAUCUGUCUCUAAGGCUAAGUCAACUCUUGAGAAAUUAAGCCGCACCUUAGAAGACCAGCUCAGUGAACUUAAAGCAAAGGAGGAAGAACAUCAGCGCACAAUCAAUGAUCUGAGUGCCCAAAAGGCUCGUCUGCAAACAGAAACAGGUGAAUUAUCACGCCAGGUAGAGGAAAAAGAUUCGCUGAUCUCUCAGCUCUCAAGAGGCAAGCAAGCCUUUACCCAGCAAAUAGAAGAACUGAAAAGGCAGCUUGAGGAGGAGACAAAGGCCAAGAAUGCACUAGCUCAUGGUUUGCAAUCUGCUCGUCAUGACUGUGACUUGCUGCGGGAGCAAUAUGAAGAGGAGCAGGAAGCCAAGGCUGAGCUACAACGUGCCAUGUCCAAGGCCAACAGUGAGGUUGCCCAGUGGAGGACCAAAUAUGAGACUGAUGCCAUUCAGCGCACUGAGGAACUCGAAGAGGCCAAGAAAAAGCUCGCCCAGCGCCUGCAGGAUGCUGAAGAACACGUAGAGGCUGUGAAUUCCAAGUGUGCUUCCCUCGAGAAGACAAAACAGAGACUUCAGAAUGAAGUGGAGGACCUCAUGAUUGAUGUGGAAAGGUCCAACGCAGCCUGCGCAGCUCUAGAUAAGAAGCAGAAGAACUUUGACAAGAUUCUGGCAGAAUGGAAGCAGAAAUACGAAGAAACCCAAUCUGAACUGGAAGCUUCCCAGAAGGAGUCUCGCUCUCUGAGCACGGAGCUCUUCAAGAUGAAGAAUGCUUAUGAGGAGUCCUUGGAUCAGCUGGAAACGCUGAAACGGGAGAACAAGAAUCUUCAACAGGAGAUAUCUGACCUCACGGAGCAGAUUGCUGAGGGAGGAAAGGCCAUCCAUGAACUGGAGAAAGUGAAGAAGCAGAUUGAGCAAGAGAAAUCUGAAAUCCAGGCUUCUCUAGAGGAAGCUGAGGCCUCACUGGAACAUGAAGAAGGCAAAAUCCUCCGCAUUCAACUUGAGCUCAACCAGGUGAAGUCUGAGGUUGACAGGAGAAUUGCAGAGAAGGAUGAGGAAAUUGAUCAGCUGAAGAGGAAUCACCUGAGAGUGGUAGAGUCCAUGCAGAGCACACUGGAUGCUGAGAUCAGGAGCAGAAAUGAUGCCCUACGUCUCAAGAAGAAGAUGGAGGGAGAUCUGAAUGAAAUGGAAAUCCAGCUGAGCCAUGCCAACCGCCAAGCUGCCGAGACAUUCAAGAACCUCAGAAACACACAAGGACUGCUCAAGGACACACAACUUCAUUUGGAUGAUGCCCUAAGAAGCCAGGAAGACUUAAAGGAGCAGGUGGCCAUGGUGGAGCGCAGGGCUAACCUGAUGCAGGCUGAGAUUGAAGAGCUCCGGGCAGCCCUGGAACAGACAGAAAGGGGCAGGAAAGUGGCUGAACAGGAACUCCUGGAUGCCAGUGAACGUGUGCAGCUCCUCCACACACAGAACACCAGCUUGAUCAAUACCAAGAAGAAGCUGGAAACAGAUAUUGCCCAAAUCCAGGGUGAAGUGGAAGAGACAAUUCAGGAGGCACGCAAUGCAGAAGAGAAGGCCAAGAAGGCCAUCACUGAUGCAGCCAUGAUGGCAGAGGAGCUGAAGAAGGAACAAGACACCAGCGCUCACCUGGAGAGGAUGAAGAAGAACCUUGAGCAGACCGUGAAGGACCUGCAGCUCCGUCUUGAUGAGGCAGAGCAGCUGGCAAUGAAAGGUGGCAAGAAGCAGCUCCAGAAACUGGAGGCUAGAGUACGGGAAUUAGAAGGAGAAGUUGAGUCUGAGCAGAAGCGCAGUGCUGAUGCUAUUAAGGGAGUACGCAAAUAUGAGAGACGGGUAAAAGAGUUGACCUACCAGUCUGAGGAAGACCGGAAAAAUGUUCUUAGGCUCCAGGAUCUGGUUGACAAACUGCAGCUGAAAGUGAAAGCAUACAAGAGACAGUCUGAAGAAUCAGAGGAGCAAUCCAAUGUGAAUCUUUCCAAGUUCCGCAAGAUUCAGCAUGAACUAGAAGAGGCUGAGGAAAGGGCUGAUGUUGCUGAGUCCCAGGUCAAUAAGCUCAGGGUGAGGAGCCGAGAAGUGCAGAAGAAAGUUGUAAGCGAAGAGUAAGCUCACCGAGAAGCGUCAGAGUGAUUGAAGAAAUGCACAAAAUGUGAAGUUCUUUGUCACUGUUAAGUCCUGUUUAUUUUGUUAUCAGUUUCUAGAAAAUAAAGAUUUGUAGAUUCCUUGGCAUACUGAA
Messenger RNA from Sphaerodactylus townsendi, 5989 nucleotides. RefSeq names its product myosin-4. Gene Ontology annotation, molecular function: ATP binding; actin filament binding; cytoskeletal motor activity. Lineage: Eukaryota; Metazoa; Chordata; Lepidosauria; Squamata; Sphaerodactylidae. Gene Ontology annotation, cellular component: myosin complex. The transcript is spliced from 38 exons. Bases 37 to 5859 code for a protein of 1940 amino acids. The record is from RefSeq and is a predicted model, not a curated record.